Molecule: messenger RNA, 4564 nt
Organism: Rattus norvegicus (Norway rat)
Lineage: Eukaryota; Metazoa; Chordata; Mammalia; Rodentia; Muridae
Source: RefSeq, a predicted model, not a curated record
UGAGGCAAGUCCCCUAUCACAGUUGAAUACCCCUACAAAUGGGAGCAGGAGAAGUGUACAAACUCUGUUCCUAAGGAAGCCCCCAUCCCUAAAUCCUAACUGGUGGAAUAACUUGGCACAGAGAAUUGCAGAUCUCAGGCUUAAAAAGCUCUAUAGGAUCUUGACAGAACAUUGCAGUCAGCUCCCAAGUCUGACCUGUGGUCCUGAUUGAUCAGUCUUGAGGUGUGGCAUUCAAUAAACCAUCCCUAAUUGACGGCGAUUGGUCAGAGUGGUUUGUGCAGUGAUUCCCAGACCCCAACAUUGUAAAGGGCAAGGAAACUACUUUUGCAGUUGUAAAGUUGACUGCAGACUCACAAGUGAGAAAGAGAGUCAUAAAGCCUAGAAAGAAAGCCAUCAAAGAGAACUCUUAAACAGUGUGAUAAGGAUGCUGACAUGUAGGUCUCAGUACUUGCUGGCUUCUGAUGGUGUACGUAGGACUCAGUUUUCCUUAAGGUACUGGCCACUGGGAGUUUGAUCAUGCUCCUGUUGGGGUCCAUGAGUUGCCCCAUAAACCACACGAACAGUGAUCUCAGUCAAACAGAGAUGGUUUUUUGAAUGCACACCCUAAGACUGAUUGAUCAGGGUUAUGUGGAGAGCUCUUGGGGCCACUUCUAGAAAUUUGGCAGGAAUUUGACAUUGCCUAGGACAAGGAAGUAGGCUCAAGAUCUUGAUCAUCUUGAUAGGUUCCUGAAUACCACAGGACUUUUUUUUUUUUAUUGCCUUGUCUGUUCCUUGACCUAGAACUGACCAUAUUCUUUGUAUGUACCUAGAAUGAUAUAAGAGCAGAGUGGAAAAAAAUAAACCCACUUCAGCCUCAGCACUGGCUGCAGUCAUGCUAUAGUGUUGUCUAAGUGUCUUUUUCUUUUCAAUCCUUGCUCCCUCCCUUGAGACCCAGUUGGCUGACUGAGCUGACUUGGGUGGGGUCGUAGCAAAGAAUUUGGGGGCUGAGGCUAUGGGCAUGAACAUUUCUCAGGGCUGGCUUAUAAAGGGGAAAAAAAACAUAAAAGUUACAGUGAGAUCAUACACAAGUACAAGAAGAGCUUCCCGGUGGUCAGCCCCGACUCAAGCCAUUUUAGACAUAAGAGCUCAUAUUGACUUUUAAUUUGAUGGGUUCUACAUAAAGCUUCAUGGAAUUUCUUAAGAUUGACAAACCUUACAACAUACAGAACAUAACAGGGUUUGGGAUCAGCAUGACCUUUCUCUGAGUCAAAUAAUUUUUCCAUGUCAAUGAUUGGCAGGCACGUUACAGCAACAGUAUGAAAUGGCUGGCAAGCAUGGAACAAUAUGGCCACAGCUAUGGUGAGGGGCAGACCUCAAUACUCCACUGAGUAUAUGGAGACCACAAACUGGGCUUGUUUUGUUUGGUUUUCUUCUUUUCUUUUUUUGUGGCAAGCGGUCAUAAGGGUGUUUGAGGUCAGACCCUGGAGAAUAGGAAAUGAGUAUGAUCUGGGUUCAUGUUGUGAAAGUCCCAAAUAACAUUUAAAAAUACUAUGAGUUAAAAAUUAAAACAGCACUGCGAAGAAAUGAAAGAGAGCAGGGCUCAGUGGCCAAACCCAGAGUUGGCAGAUCCAGUGUGGCCUCCACCAGAGGAGGACCCACUGCUCUGUCACACUGGCCUUUUCCACAGUCCUUGCUUUCUUGCUAUCCCAUGAUCUCCCCCCAACCCACAUGGCUUCCUUUUGUUCAUAGCGCCUCUUGGUGAAGACAGUGCUACAGAUCACUUCCCCAACUGUUAUCGAUUAGCUACGGUCUUAGAGAUGAUUCUUUGCUACAAAAUAACAGACUAAAAACACUCUAUAUGUCUCAAAUUUUCUAUCAAGGUUCAGAUCAAGAAGGAUAUGCUAAUUUAUUAAUCUGGCCAGCCAUGGUAACCUGUAUCUUUAAUCUUAGGAUUCAGAAUUAGGAGACAGAGCCAAGCGACUGCACAGUUGCACAUUGUGAAUUCUAGGAUCACCAGGACUACUCGGAGAGACCCUGCCUCAAAAAAAGAAAUUUGAAGUAGUUGAUGUAAUCAAUUUUACCACUUCAGCUGAUAUAUUCAAUUGAGACCGUGUCUUGCUAUGUAGCAUAAACAUUCCAGAAAUCUGCCCCCCCCCUCCCCCGCCUCAGCCUCCUGAGAUGGGAUUAAAGGCUCCUGGUUAACCUUUGCUGAUCCACCCUACACAUCCAGGUAGGCUGGGUCUGACUCACUCAUAACCCAGAGCUUUAUAAACAACUGGAUCUGCACCUGCUUGUCAGAUUUCUAUUAGCCCAGGAAAGUUCUUCCUCCACACCCCAGACGCUUUUGUCCACCAGGACACAGCAAACUCCAGCUCCAAGACUUCAUGGAGCACACACAACUCAGGAAAAAUGUAGAUGAUUUGAAGGGUGUGUGUGAGUAUCAACUCUUGUGUUUUGUGGAGGAAACCUGGAGUGUUUGGUUUCAAUUCUGCUCAAAAUUUUAUAGCUAAAUGUGUGUCUCUGGCAUGGAUCUCCUCUCCAUGUGAAUAGGAACUCAUCUGGUGCUCACAGAAAGCCUCACAGAACUCAGAGCCUGCCUCCACCUCUAAGAAAAGAGCUGGCGUUAUAGCGACAUGCUGAGCAUGGUUCUUAUCUUUCUCUGGACCUAUAGUUAGUUAUUUGGUCAUAGAAUUUGUCUGAUACCUUGAUAUGUUUGAAGCAAAGCUGGGGUUUUAUGAAGAGAUAUUAUAUGUGUUUCUAACACUAGGAUAAUAGAAAAAAUUUGGGAAGAAAGAGAAGUGGAGGGAGAGGCUCAGGUGUUCUCAAAGGAGGGGGAGGGGGCUUUGGUUUUUACCUUUCACUCCAACAGGGGCCUCCUCCAAUGCUCAUGGAUGUUUCCCCUGGUUACACUUCACCACCAAGGUUUUCCCCUGGUGAGAAUGGACCGGCAUCUGUAGAACAGGAGUGAAGAGUCCAUUGUCUUUGCGAUGCUGCAAGGGGCUGGGUCCGGAACCUGCUCACAGCUAAGAGACAGAUUCGUGUUGCAUGAUAAUGGUUUUAACAUAUUCUUUAUUCUUUUCUGAGCAGAGAGAAGCAAACCAAGGUGAAAGUUUGGGAAACACCAAAGUAUCCAAUGUGGGAAAGAGUGUGAAGGAGGAAGAACAAAGGCCCUCAGGUCGUUCCCGUAGCUCAUGGACCGACUCUGAAAUCAGGGUCUUCCUGCAGGAGUGGGAAGUAGUCGAACAGGAAAUGGGCCAACCAGGCAGGAAGCUCCACAAGAAGACCAAGUCUCUUUGCCAGCGCCUCUAUCAGCAGGGCCUGAAGAAGAGCUGGAAAAGCUGUUUCCACCUGCUGCUGAGCCUGCAGGACCUGCACAGGACGCUCUGCAAUGAGAGACCAGGGAUUGAACCCUUGUUUUCUCCUUAUUCAGAGGCUCUGUACAGGAUCCUGGGCUCCACUCCCCAUGAAAGCUGGUUCCCAGGUUAGUCUCUUCUGUAUCCGCCUUUGGGUUCUCUAGAGAGCAGCAUCAGGUGACCUGUCCUUCAUGAGCACAGAGCAGAGCACACCAUGUGGGAAUCCCCAUUCCCACAGGCCUCCACUGCACAUAGCAGCAUAAAUGUCUGUCCUCUCUGUUUGUCUGUGUUCCUCUGUCACCCCAAGAGAUUGAAAUUUGGACCUGUUCAGGAUAGACCAAGCCACACAGGACAGCCCAUUGCUAGACGUGAUUCAGAGAAAGUGAAGGUGACACAUUUAUGAAUUCUGUUUCUUCUCCAUCUCAGGUCCUUUCUCUAAAUCACAGAGCUUAGAGGCUCCUUGAAUGGACAGCCUGGGACUAAAACAAAACAAAACAAAACAAAACAAAACAAAACAAAGUAACAACAACAAAACGCUCAGAGAACUAUAGCAGAGGCAAUUCUUGUUUAAGAAGCUUUGUUGAAUAGAAAAAUCAGCACUGCAACUAGAGUAGCCCCACAAGCGUUUCCCAAAGCCAGUCAUUUCCCAGCCAGCAGAGGCCAGCAAGGGAGAUCUGAAUUGACGGGACUUAUGCUGGCCUGAAGAGCUAAUGUCUAGGUCUAAGAACGACUUCCUAGAAUGGAGGAGGGCUCCAGAUCUGGUGAAGCAGCUCCCAUUUCAGAUGGAAAGCAGAAACACAUCUUGCGUGUGAGCCGAAAGAUGGGUAUGGCCAAGCACAGGACAGCGUCUGAGCAGACACAGACUGAGAGCAAACAAGUAAUCCAAGCAACAGAACUUCUAACCAGGUAAAAAUGUUUAAAAGUCAUGUUUUAAUGUUAAGAAAAAAGGAAGGAGACUGUAUAUGAAAAUUCAUAGAUAGAUAUAAAUAAUUUAAAACUGAUAAAUUUAAAGAAGUAAGACAUCUGAAGAUAAAAGACACAGUAACAUGGGACCUUUGGACUUUAUCUAAUGCCUUUUGAAAUGGUUCAAAGAUAGGAACAAAAGAAAAAGGGGGGUUGGGGACUUAGCUCAGUGGUAGAGCGCUUGCCUAGCAAGCACAAGGCCCUGGGUUCGGUCCCCAGCUCCAAAAAAAAAAAAAAAAAGAAAAGAAAAAGGGACAAUUAACCCAGGU